CAAAACAGUUGAAGAUCCAUCCUUUUUAGUUGGAUGUCCGUGUUCAAUGAAAGGUAUAUAUAAGCACAGUAUACGUGCUUGACGGGAAUCAACGGGCGACGUUAUAUAUUUGAUAUUUAUUAUCUGUAUUUGUCGCGCUCAACUAUACGAGCAUACGCUAUCUAUUUAAUUACAUAUGUAGUACGUAUAUAUAUAGUAUAAUAACCGCAGUUCCAUCUACAUUCUGCCCUCCCAUAGUAGCACCGUUAAUGUGCAUCGUGAGAUACUAGUGAGCUCCGUUUAAAGAGAGUGUAGGGUGGUGUGGGUGUGCACACUGCUGGGGAGGACAGACGCACAAGUGAACGGGUGAUGGCAAGGAGUGGAGGUGAUUUUUAGUGAUCUUUAACAAAUGGCUCUGUCCGAGGUGCACAAUUUGGCUGCAAUUAUCGGCAACAAUGGUUUUACAGUUAACAAGAAUAAUAUGGUUGAACGUAACAUUAGCAUGUUGGAACCACGAAAUAAUUAUCCAGCUGACCGUUGCAAUGCAGAAUAUCAUUACUGGAACUAUGACUUAAUGGAAUGUAAUGCCCAAAAAAAUAUGAAUGUGGAAGAUGAAGACAGUCAGGAUUUAAAUAAUUCUAUGGUUAAUGAUUUGGUCUCAAAAAUUCUUGACGAUGAUUCGAUUGUUGGUGACAAUGCUCACAGUAAUAGAUAUAAUGGCGAUAUUCAAUAUCAUUUAGACACACAAUCUUCUAUUAUGGAGAAUAAAAUGGAAAAUAACACAGAUCUUAAUCUUGCUAAUAUAGACCAAUUUAAUAUGCAUUCUACAUUCAGUAAAUUACAAAACAGUGUUUCCAAUAACACUAAACUUGAAUGUAGUUAUAACAAUCUUUGUAGAGAACUUAAAACAUUGAGUCUCAAUACAUGUGCAAGACAAGUAUCAGAGCAAGAGAAUUUAUAUAGUAAUGGAGUUCAUGCAUAUCCGAAUAUGUACUCAUCUGAUUCACAGUCAUAUGUAUUACGUCCAAAUAAUGAAAAUUCAUGUAUUAGUGGAAACACUAUGCCCCUGUGUAAUGACUUGUUAACAACAACAAACGAGACAAAUUUAAAUAAGGAGUCUACUAAUUGGUCAGAAAAUUUAUCCACUACGGGAUAUACAUCAGAUUUAUUUGGAAAUUAUCAACGAAUGCAAAAUUGUACAAAUCCGCAUCUUAAUAUUAAUAUGGCUCUAACAUUGGCAUUAGAUUCUCCUGAUCCAAUUACUCUUAAUGAACUGGAGUAUCAUAAUAAUAUUAGACAAAAUGGUACUGCUAAUACAUAUAGUAACCCUACAGCUACUAUGCAUGAGUUGUGUAGCAUGACUGCCAGUAAUCAAAGUUAUAGACCAAGCUCAGCGAUGACUGAUUUAAGUAUCGAUUCUGGUUUUCUCUCAAAUUCUCCGUUGCAACACUUUUCCCCGGCUGACACAAACCUGCACAAUUGUUUUGGGAAUAAUAUACAACGCAAUAAUGCCAGUGACUAUAAAGAUUUACAAGAUUCGGGUAGAUUAAGCAUGGCAAAUAUCUCUAUACAAAAUGAACAAUUGCAAUUUUUGCAACAAGCUCGUAGUUACAAAUUGGAUCAAGCUGUGGACCAAGAAUAUAAACAACUAAUCGACUAUUAUCCAGGCGUGAACGACUUUACCACAACAUCGAUCAAUAGCUUAGACACAAAUGAGAACUGUCUUUCAAAUAACGAUUACAGAGUUGAUAACAAUUUAUUGAAAAUUAACAGUCCAAAAUCUAAGACUAUCGAGACUAAGACAUAUUCACCAAUUGGAUUUCCAAAGAAUUUAAGUUCACGACAUACACAUCAGUCAAUUGCAAAAUAUGGAUACUAUAAUUAUCAACCUUACACUGCCAAUAACGGCGAGACUUUUAAAAUGUUACCACAGAGUUCUACAUCGUAUCAUGACUUGAAACAGCCUAAUAGCACUAAUACGUACAAAAUGGAAGGAAUAGAUCUUACUAAAAAAAUACCUUUUCCUUCCGUGAGUCAUUUGACCAAUCAAAUCGCAGGGUCUUCAGUGAACAAGAAUACUUUUAAUUACAUUGUAAAACAACGACAUCAUAUGCCAAGAAUACAGAAUACUCCUGGUAUUUCAUCGGGAAAUGUGCUAUUUAAUUCAGGAAUAGUACCAAAUCCAAGCACAGUAAGGUCCGGACUAUUCCCAUCGGUGAUGCCAGUUCCUGUACCACUUCCAGUUUCACGUCUAUUUUCUGUACUCUAUGGUGGUGGUCUAAGUCUCAGAAAUGGAAGUGGGACAGCUAGACGUACAGCCCCUUCAAGUAUACUUCACUUUAGAUUGGAGCAAACCUACAAACAAUUUAAGCAAUUGGAAAAGGAACGAAAGAAAUGCGAAGCUGGGUUAGCUGCUCAUUUUCCUGGCAAAAGAGUAACAAGUGCAAACAAUAUCCCCAUUCCUCGCCUUCAAGGAAAUCCAUCACGUGUAGAUCGUUUAGUUAUCGACUAUUUAAGAGAACAUGCACGUGUCAUAACAUUGAUUGCAAAAAUGGAACAACUGCGAGGGACCACAAUGAAUCGACGCGUACAUAAAGCUAUGGAGUACUGGUUAGAAGCAAUAAAAUUCGUCCAAGAAUGUCGCAAACGAGAAAUCGCCAAUGCAACAAAAUGUCAGAAAGAAAAUCCACCAUGUAUGCUUGUAUAUGAUGAUAAUGAUAUACUAACUUUGGCUACCAGCGUUUACGAAUUGACAAAGGCAUCUCGGUAUGCGCGAACUGGUAUGUAUAACGCAUUACAAGCAACAUUGUUGUAUGACUUGGACAUUGAGAAAAAGGUCGUUGAAACUUCGAAAGAUCCAGUUCUUGUGAUAAAACGCAAUGAAAGUCAGGUAGGCGACUAUUCGAACUGUACCUAGCAAAAUUUCGAAAGGUGCUUCACCACUUCAUGCGACGAAACAUAGACCGAAUCCAGCAGCUUUUUACAUACGUAUUCCGUGUUACGUUUCUGAAAAGCUUUUGCUGGCGUUUUAUCAUAAUUUUAUCGCUGAAAGAACAAAAAAAAAUGCCGCCCACUAAUC
Nomia melanderi (Alkali bee) is the source of this 3058-nucleotide messenger RNA. RefSeq lists its product as uncharacterized. NCBI's taxonomy places the organism in Eukaryota, Metazoa, Arthropoda, Insecta, Hymenoptera, Halictidae. Gene Ontology annotation, cellular component: nucleus; cytoplasm. Gene Ontology annotation, biological process: male meiosis I; meiotic cell cycle; female meiosis I. The record is from RefSeq and is a predicted model, not a curated record.